Molecule: messenger RNA, 1665 nt
Organism: Penicillium expansum
Lineage: Eukaryota; Fungi; Ascomycota; Eurotiomycetes; Eurotiales; Aspergillaceae
Exons: 1
Coding region: 1-1665 (554 amino acids)
Molecular function (GO): nucleic acid binding
Source: RefSeq, a predicted model, not a curated record
AUGCUCAUUGUUGUUGGGGCGCCUCCAUCUCACACGAUUGCUUCAGAAGUUGCUACAACUCUUGCUGGUGCAUACCUGAGAAAAAAGUCUGGUGUCAUGGGUCAACCAGCUCUCUCCGUCGAGGAUGAGAGAGAAGUUGUUGAGCGGGUGGAACGUUGGGUCCAACAUGGGUUCUUUCCCUACCACAUGUUGGCAAAGGAUAUAGCCAAUGUGUAUUUCCAUAAUGAUCAAAGCUACAACCAGAACAGACCAAACCUCAACGUUGGCUGGCAGAAGGGCUUCUUGGAUCGCAAUCCGGAACUUGCUGCCACCUUAGCUGAAGUGCGCGAUACAAUGCGGCUGAAAGGUGCGCAUGAAGACCGCAGGGCCUGGAAAUUCUUUGAAGCGUUCAAAGAUAUGAAGGAGAGGUUCCAGGUUACCGAUGAGAAUAUCUACGCAAUGGAAGACGCCGCAUUUGUUACCACUAUAUAUCGAAAGUCGAACGCUAUGUUUGUUCGACCUACAAAUCAACAUCACAAGAGAGAAGAACGGGCAUUCUCGUCUGUCAUCCAUUGUUGCUCAACAAAAGGAAAGCACCUGCGCCCAUACAUAGUCUGCAGGAGCCAGGAUCCACCACAAACUAGAAACAUCGGUCAAAUCCAGGUUUCCUUCAACCAGUCAGGCUGGGCUGAACCAAACCAUGCAGUUGAUUGGUUGAAGACUGUUUUUGAGCCAGAGACUCGACCUAGAGUUCGGCGUCGAACAUGGAGAAUCCUGAUGAUUUCCCAGCGAUUUCGCAUAGUUUUCCCCGAUUUCGUAAGCUUUUGUUGGGAUAACAAUAUCGCCUGUCUUUCUUUUCCCAAGAACGAGCAAAAGUUCUUCAACCCAAUGGAAAAUAUCGCAUUCGGUCCCAUCCAGAAGAGCUAUACCGACUAUAUGAGAAAGAGAUUUUUGGAUAACAAUGAAAAUGCCACUACACUGGGGGUGGCUGAGUUUACGAGCUGGAUCCAUGGCGAGCUAGCCUCAUCUACACGAGUGAAAGAAGCUGCAGAUAUUUGGCGUCAAAGCUGCAUUGUACCUCUCGAUGAAAAUCGUCUUCGCAACUGCCUUCAAGGCAACCGUGCUACCGCCGCCCCAGAGGAUAGAAGCUCCCUUUUCGAUAGCCACCUCGACUCGGACGAGCACGGUCAUAGAAUGACAAGCAGACGGUCUCCACUUCGAACAAGCGUUCCUUUACCCAUCAUUACAUCCACGGAGGCAAUAAGCCGACACUCCAGCCCCGAAUAUUCACCCCCUUCACCUCGGCCAUCACACAAGAGCCAAGAGAGCCAAGAGAGUCACGACAGUCAAGAGAGUGACAAUAGCUCCGAAUCAGAGGAAGAUGAAUCCGACAGCGAGCAUGAGACGGUCACCAGUCACCAUCCUAUCACGCCAUGCAAGACACCUAGACUGCCGAAGACUCCUCGGGCCAAGACGCCAGAGAGAGGGCGAUCUGAUUCGGUGAUGUCGUCCAAGAAGCACCGGGACAUCUUGGAUAAGUGCAUAGAAGGAUCACCCCAAACGCAAAAGAGGUAUCGCGACGAUUUGAUUUUGGAUCGUGGGGAUCUCGAAAAAGAGAAUGCCCGCCUGAAGGAAAGAGUCGAGCUUUUGGAACAAUUCGCGGUUAAGAGACCGAGACUUGACUGA